Brassica rapa (field mustard) is the source of this 1445-nucleotide messenger RNA. RefSeq names its product probable long-chain-alcohol O-fatty-acyltransferase 2. Lineage: Eukaryota; Viridiplantae; Streptophyta; Magnoliopsida; Brassicales; Brassicaceae. Gene Ontology annotation, biological process: lipid metabolic process. The record is from RefSeq and is a predicted model, not a curated record.
AACUAGAGUUAGCUAGCAACCCAAAGAACUUAGAAGAAAAAAAGAGAGAGAAAGAAACAGAAGAAUGGAAGAAGAGUUGAGAAACUUGCUCAAGGUUUGGGUCUCUGCCUUAAUCUCCAUAUCUUACUGUUACUACAUCUCUUCAAGAAUUUCCAAAGGUUUUCUUCGUCUCCUCUCUCUCCUUCCCAUCUUCAUCAUAUUUCUUCUUAUUCCUCUCUUCUUCUCUUCUGUCCACUUCUGUGUCAUCUCUGCUUUCUUCCUCACAUGGCUCGCAAACUUCAAGCUCGCUCUCUUUGCUUUUGAUCAAGAACCUUUAAGCCCACUUCCUUCAACUCUCUCCCGUUUCUUCUGUUUCGCUUGUUUCCCCAUCAAAACCAAUCAAACCCCUUCUUCAAAUCGUAUACACAACAAACCUAUGUCCAAAUGGGCUCUUGCUUCCAAAGUUAUAAUCAUCUCGUUCUUAUUAUAUCUCUACGGUAAAAAUUACCAUAACAGUUUAUCUCAGCUCCCUUUCUUGGCUAUCUUUACUGUCCAUAUCUACCUUGAGGUAGAGUUUGUCCUCUUCUCUAUCGGUACGUUGCUCUCUAAACUUCUUGGUUGUGAAAUCGAACCGGUCUUUAAUGAGCCUUACUUAGCUACUUCAUUACAAGACUUCUGGAGUCGUAGAUGGAACCGCAUGGUCCCAUCAGUUCUACGUCCAACCAUUCACAUCCCAGUUCAGCAGUAUACGGCUAGGUUAAUCGGUCCAAACCUGGCCUUUUAUGCUGGAGUGUUGGCGACGUUUCUUGUCUCCGGGUUAAUGCAUGAGCUUAUUUACUUUUAUUUUAUCCGUAAAUCUCCAACUUGGGAAGUCACUUGUUUCUUUGUGUUGCAUGGAGUUGUAACUUCUUUGGAGAUAUGGGUGAAGAGCAUGCGGUUGUGUCCACCACCGCAUCGAGCUGUCUCGAGUCUUGUGGUUGUGGUGUUUGUUUUUGUUACGGCCGGUUGGUUGUUUACACCUCAAGUGCUGAGAAAUAAUGUGCAUAAGAGAGUGAUAAAUGAAUGUUUGUUUGUUAUUGACUUUGUCAAAUCACAAGUUGUUAACAUUGUAAUGUAACCUUUCAUAAUAUGGAGCAAUGAACUUUGUCAUGCAUUACAAAUUUGAAUCUCAUAUCCAAAACAAAAACAAAAAUGUUUUAUUUAAAUAUGUAGCAAGAAACUAAACCGUAUAGUAGGUCGAUGGACUUACCUUGGCCAUGUGAUUGGGGGACCAUGGUUUGAAUGAUAUUCAGAACGUGGUCUAAUAAUGCGAAGUUGCAAUUACCGGUUCGUAAUGUAAGAAUCUGCAACAACAAAAAAUGUGUGUAGCUGUCAAAUCAAGUUCCUCGAUUGUUUUUUCCAUAAUCAAAGUCAAAGCCUAGGUGAUUGGAGGCAAAAAAUAAAAAAGGAAACAAGAUCUAUAGAGA